AUGGGCCUCGCACGACCGCUUCGUUUGCUCUUAGCUGCCUGCUUUGUUCUUGCUCUAUUUCUCAUCUUCCAGGUUUCGAAAUCGCCCCCGUUGCUAACUGGAAGAAAGGGGCAAUACGAUAAUGGACUCCAGAGGGAGCCUCUUUUGGAUCCUACAGGAGAGCCUCCUGAGCCUCUUUGGCGGGCAAAAGAUGAUGCCUAUGCGCCCGACAACCCCAAUUCCGCUCGCAUCAACGCGACGCUCCUAGCCCUGGUUCGAAACGAAGAAUUGGACGAGUUAAUAAUGACGAUGAGGGAUUUGGAAAGGACUUGGAAUAGCAAGUUCAAUUAUCCGUGGACUUUUUUUAACGAUAAAGAGUUUACGGAAGAGUUCAAGACUCGAACACAAGCUGAAACAAAGGCAAAAUGCAAUUACGAGUUAAUUCCAAAGGAGCACUGGGACGUACCCGACUUUAUUAGUAUGGAGCUCUACGAAGAAUCCUCCAAAAUCCUCAAAGAGAAGAAUAUUCAAUACAGCAACCUGAUGUCAUACCAUCAAAUGUGCCGCUGGAACAGCGGCAUGUUCUACAAACACCCAGCCUUGGCGAAUGUGCAGUACUAUUGGAGAGUCGAACCCAAGGUCCAUUUCUUCUGCGACGUCGACUACGAUGUGUUCCGCUACAUGCAAGACCACAACAAAACCUAUGGCUUCACCAUCAACCUCUAUGAUGCUCCUGAGAGUAUUGCUACUCUAUGGCCGCAGACGCUUAAGUUCCUCGAAGCGCACCCCAAUCACCUACAUCCAAACAACGCAAUGGACUGGCUGGUGGACAAUAAGCAAAGACCACAACAUAAUAAGGACGCAAACGGGUACUCCACUUGCCACUUUUGGUCUAACUUCGAAAUCGCGGAUAUGUCGUUCUAUCGAAGCCCGGCUUAUGAGGAUUAUUUUAACCAUUUGGAUCGUGCCGGAGGCUUCUUCUACGAAAGAUGGGGCGAUGCACCAGUACAUUCUAUCGGCCUAGGCCUAUUUGAGGACAAGAGUAAAAUUCAUUGGUUCCGUGACAUCGGAUACCAACAUGUCCCAUACUUCAACUGCCCGAACUCUCCAAAAUGCAAAGGCUGCACUCCGGGAAAGUUUUACGCCGGGGAACCUUUCCUCCAGCUCGAAGAUUGCCGACCAAACUGGUUUAAAUACGUUGGGACUGAUUGA
This is a messenger RNA of Blastomyces gilchristii SLH14081, 1191 nucleotides long. RefSeq names its product mannosyltransferase. The record is from RefSeq and is a predicted model, not a curated record. NCBI's taxonomy places the organism in Eukaryota, Fungi, Ascomycota, Eurotiomycetes, Onygenales, Ajellomycetaceae. Gene Ontology annotation, biological process: protein O-linked glycosylation; protein N-linked glycosylation; cell wall mannoprotein biosynthetic process. Bases 1 to 1191 code for a protein of 396 amino acids. Gene Ontology annotation, molecular function: alpha-1,2-mannosyltransferase activity. The transcript has 4 exons. Gene Ontology annotation, cellular component: membrane; Golgi apparatus.